Messenger RNA from Cannabis sativa, 841 nucleotides. Its product is annotated as probable UDP-3-O-acylglucosamine N-acyltransferase 2, mitochondrial. NCBI's taxonomy places the organism in Eukaryota, Viridiplantae, Streptophyta, Magnoliopsida, Rosales, Cannabaceae. The record is from RefSeq and is a predicted model, not a curated record. The transcript has 7 exons. Bases 193 to 606 code for a protein of 137 amino acids. Gene Ontology annotation, biological process: lipid A biosynthetic process.
UUGAACCUUAUGUGGUAAUAUAACAGUCAUUAUUAUCUUUUUACGUUGUAGGAGCUAACUAUUAAUUGCUGAAACUAAUGUACUUGAAGCCAUUUAUAAGAUGUUUACCAUAGCUGCUGCUUCCUUGCUUGUGAUAUUGUACACCAUAUUUCACCUGCAGGCUUUGGGUUUCUUGUAGAUGAGCAUGGAAAUAUGUUAAAGAAACCUCAAAUGCUAAAUGCUAGGAUAGGUAGCAACGUGGAGAUUGGUGCUAACUCAUGCAUUGACAGAGGCAGCUGGAGAGAUACGGUUGUAGGAGAUCACUCAAAGAUAGAUAAUUUAGUUCAGAUAGCUCACAAUGUAGUUAUUGGAAAAUGCUGCAUGCUGUGUGGCCAAGUUGGAAUUGCGGGUUCUGUAACAGUUGGAGACUACGUGACCAUGGGGGGAAGAGUCUUAGUUCGAGAUCAUGUCUCUAUUGCUUCAAAGGUCCGUUUGGCAGGUGCAAGCUGUGUUACUAAGGACAUUACAGAACCUGGGGACUAUGGUGGCUUUCCAGCGGUUCCUAUUCAUGAAUGGCGAAGACAAGUUAUUAUGCACCGUCUAGCAGUGAAGAAAAAAAACCCAUAAGCAAACUUUGGUAGGAACUUUUUAGUUUUUAUCUUCCAUUUGUUUGCAUGAAGAAAAUUUCUCUAAUUACAAUGUUUGUGUAAAAGCUUUGGAAGCAUAUUUAUAACUAUACCUUAUAGCUCAUCACUAAAAAAGAAAAUACAGGUGACCAGCAUAUCCAAUUUUGGUGUGGAAAUACAUUGUUAUUUUUUUUAAUAUAUUGGGAAUUGGAAUCUCCUAUAUCUAUUUUUCCACA